AUGGAUUGUAAUAAUAGCAACACUAAUGAUAACAACGACGAAUAUAUACCACCUCCACCACCUACAAAUAUUAAUUUAUCUUCUCCUUUUGACACUGAUAUGAUAGAUUCAUCAUAUCAAUAUCAACAACAGCCACCACCACCAACUUCACCUCCUUUGCUAGAAUCCACCUUUAAUAAUAACAAUAAUCCCAGUCACUAUGCCAGGGAAAAUAAUCAAUAUGGUGAAAGCUCUCCUUCAUCUGUUAUUAAAAAGAAAAAUAAAAGGAAAUCCAAGCCUAAAAAAAAUCAAGAAAACAAUAGUAUUGUUGAUCUUACUAGACUCUACAACCCAGUAAACCCAAUUAACUUGGGUUCUCAAAGAAAAUUAAACCACAACAAUAGUACCAUUACCAUCAAUUCUUCAAAAAGUAUUGGGAAAAUAAAUAAAGGAAUUAACAGUAAUACAAAUAAUAACAUUGGUAAAAGCUUUGGUGGUGAUUUAAGAAAUCCUCCAAAGGAAUUGCUUGAUGCCAUCAAAGAUUAUACCCAUUGGAGUAAAAGUGUAUGUAACAAACUAUUUGAACAAAAAAUUUAUUUUCAGCCAAUGCUUUCCUUUGUUAAUUUUUGUCUCUUGAAAACAAAAAAUGGUAACCACGAUGAAAUAGCUACACAGGAUUUAAAGUUACUCCCCAUACAAUUGGAGAAAAUCAUUGUUAUGGCUUAUAGAAAUAAUGCUGUCAAGACUACUGAUUGGAAAAAGCAAACUUUACCUGCCCUUAACAAAAACACAACAACUUUAAAAUUAGCACAUAACGAAACUUGGAAGCAAGAUGAUGACAGUUACAAUCCUGACACAUUCAAUACUUUUAUUAAAAAAAUUGAUGUUGUUGAGGAUGGAUAUAACCCGGAAUAUGCAACUUCUAAGGGUUCUACCUUAGAUGGCGAACUGGGUAAUACAAAACAAAAGCAAAGAUUACUUAAAUUUUCAAAUAAUGUAUCAUCUACUAGCACACCGUAUCUUGAAGAUUUCAGCAAUUUGAAUAAAAUGACAAAUAAAGCCCAGCAUUAUGAUAUUAAUAAACCCAUUGUGGGUAGAUGUACUAAAUUGGAAAAACCAUAUUUGCGAUUAACUAGUGAACCCAAUCCUGAUUUGGUAAGACCCCUAUUUAUUUUAAAAAAAAGCUACAAGAUGUUAAUGUACAAGUACAGAACCGGUACAGGAUCUUAUCAAUACCUCUGUGACCAAUUUAAGUCUAUAAGGCAAGAUCUACGCGUUCAAUUAAUUGAAAGUGACUUCGCCAUAAGGGUUUAUUCUACGCAUGCCAGGCUAGCAUUAGAGUUUAAAGAUGUGGGUGAGUUCAACCAAUGCCAAAGUAGAUUGAAGAACCUAUUUGAAAAUAAAGUUGAUUUUCGUAAUAAUAAUAAGGGGAUGAUGAUGGAGUUUUUUAAACAAUAUUUUUGUUGUACAAUUUUGUAUUUUAUUAUGAUGGAUGAUUAUCAAUCAGUAUUAGAUUUAAAGUAUACUUAUUAUAUGAAAGAUGCGGGGGAAGAGAACAAUAUUGUUAAUAGUAGGAGUAUAUUGAAUGAUUGCUUGGUGCUUAAAUUAUUUACCAUGAAUGAGAUGUUAAUAGUUAAUGAUUAUCAUAAUUUUUUCCGUGUAUAUGGUAAAUCUGGGUGUUUUGAUGAAAGUACCAGAAACCACGAUGAAAAUUGUGAUAGUGAUAAUAACAACAAAUAUGCUUAUGACUUGCUAAAAUUGUUUAUUGAUAAAUUGAGGUUGAAAGCAUUGGCCUAUAUGUGCCGUGGUUAUAUGCAAUUAAAGUUAGACUUUUUACGUCAAGAAUUGAGUUUCGAUGAUGAUAGUGAGCUGAAAAUUUUUUUAAAAGAUAUCAAAGUUAAUGAAAAUUGUAUUAUAACCAAAAAAUUGGCAAAUAGUAGGGAGUAUAUUUAUUUGGAUUGCAAAGAUUGUAGAGUAUCUCUAUGGAUUUUGUAUGAAAAUUCCAAAAAAAUUAAUAUUAAGGGACAAAUAUAG
This is a messenger RNA of Saccharomycodes ludwigii, 2013 nucleotides long. RefSeq names its product Thp3p (gene THP3). The record is from RefSeq and is a predicted model, not a curated record. Lineage: Eukaryota; Fungi; Ascomycota; Saccharomycetes; Saccharomycodales; Saccharomycodaceae. The transcript has a single exon. Gene Ontology annotation, cellular component: nucleus. Bases 1 to 2013 code for a protein of 670 amino acids.